This is a messenger RNA of Lineus longissimus, 3735 nucleotides long. RefSeq names its product WD repeat and HMG-box DNA-binding protein 1-like. Lineage: Eukaryota; Metazoa; Nemertea; Pilidiophora; Heteronemertea; Lineidae. Gene Ontology annotation, biological process: mitotic cell cycle; DNA-templated DNA replication; DNA repair. The transcript is spliced from 21 exons. The record is from RefSeq and is a predicted model, not a curated record. Gene Ontology annotation, molecular function: protein binding; chromatin binding. Gene Ontology annotation, cellular component: nuclear replication fork. Bases 45 to 3335 code for a protein of 1096 amino acids.
CAAUUUUCACUUUUCACAAAUUUUCUGUUUUCGAGUACUAAAAAAUGCCUCUUGUGAAGCAACCUCUUCGAUUUGCCCACAGCGAAGGCCACACAGACCUUUGUUAUGAUGAUUGUGGAAGGUAUAUGCUGACUAGUGGUGCUGAGGGAGAUGUCCGUGUGUGGCAAGGUAUUGAUGAUGAUGAUGCAGUGUCUCAUCGAGCUGGAGAGAAGGUCUAUGCCAUUGCUUUCAGAAAUAAUAGAUUUUAUACUGCCUCAGACACAAACACUGUGCAUGCCCAUACCUUCCCUGAAGGAAAUCCUGACGGUGUUGUGACCAGAUUUACGGCUCCUGUCAACCAUAUGGUGCUUAAUAAAACAGGGACUAAACUUGCUGCUGGAGCCAGUGAUUUCACAGUCAAACUGGUCGAUGUCAAGAAUAAUGAACAAAAAGUGAUGAGAGGUCAUGAAGCUCCAAUAUUGAGUAUUGCAUUGGAUCCAAAGGAAAAAUAUUUGGCAUCGUCAUCAUGUGAUGGAACAGUCAGAAUCUGGAAUAUAGAUACACAAUCCUGUGUCAAGUCAAUUAAUGCAAUCCCCAAGUGCAAUGACUUCAGUUUAUCAAAGACAUUAUGUAGAAUUGAGUGGCAUCCGGAUGAUGGCAAGUGUAUUGCAGUACCUUUGGAUAAAGAGAUCCGUAUCUAUGAGAGAGACACCUGGGAUAACAUGAGAUAUUACACAGAUGUAACAGUAAAAGAGCCCAUCUCAAUAGCGACAUUCUCCCCUUGCGGUAAAUUCCUCGCUGCUGCUUGCCGAGAUGGAGCCAUGUUUGUUUGGAACUUUGAAACAAAGACGCGGGUGAUAUCAGAGCGGCAUGACAAGAGUUUACCAAUCUGUGCCUUGAAGUGGAACCCGAAGGGAAACCAUGAACUUGCUUACUGUGAUACUGAGGGGCAGCUGGGCGUGCUGGAGAACGUUGUAAGCGUGGAACAGGAGGAUGAGCAAGAAGAUGCGAUGUCUGCUGCACAGUAUGCCAGCCUCUUCGCCGAUGACGAUGAUGAUAAUGACAUGAUAGCAGCGAGUAACAUGGGAAAUGCUCCCGACAUUGGCGUGGAUGAUGACGAUGAUGAUGACAAUAGUCUGGAAAAACUAAAGAAGAGAAUAAUGGGAAUAGAUGAUGAGAAUUCGAAAGAUAUUGACAGCAUGUCCAAGGUUACAGAUAAUGAUCUCGACAGUAUGCUCGGAGACAUUCCUAGACCUGCUCCACAGAUCAUUCAGGCUGGUUACAAGCCGACUCCACUGCAGAGGCCAUUCCAGUCCAGCUCGACUCCUGUCCAACUCUCUCAGAGAUUCAUGGUCUGGAACUCAGUAGGCAUCAUCAGGCAGUACAGCACAGAGGAAGAGAACUCCAUUGAUAUUGAAUUCCAUGACACAGCCACCCACCAUGCUAUGCAUGUGACGAAUGAUCUUGGACACACGAUGGCCGAUAUGUCGUCUGAGGCAGUCGUCUUGGCUUGUGAAGCUGAUGACGGAUCACCUAGCAAACUUGUGUGCCUACACUUCUCUUCUUGGGACAAUUCACGCGAGUGGGCAAUAGAAAUGCCAAAAGGAGAAGAAAUACAAGCAACAGCCCUUGGUGAGGGAUGGGUGGCAGUCGCUACAGACAAACGUAACGUGCGCAUCAUCACCAUUGGAGGAAUUCAGCGGCAUCUCUUCAGCACCCCUGGGCCGAUUGUGACGAUAACUGCUAGUGGUUCUCAGUUGGGUGUUGUGUACCACAUGUGCCAUGGUUUACCAGGAGACCAGUGCUUGUGGGUGAAGUGGAUCAGCGUCAACGGCAGACGUCAGGGUCUGACAGAUGGUUGUCUGCCGCUCAGCCCCAAGUCUACACUCUCUUGGAUUGGGUUUUCACUGGAAGGGACGCCAUUUCUGAUGGAUUCGUCAGGAAUUGUUCGGAUGUUGAAUCGAAAAUUUGGACCUUCUUGGAUCCCUGUUGCCAGUACCAAAGAUCAUGUGAAAGGUAAAUCAGACGGUGUUUGGAUUGUUGGCAUCUUAGAACAUCCUCAACAACUCCGAUGCAUACCAUGUAAAGGUUCAUCAUACCCUCCAGUCCUACCAAGACCAGCGUUGACGAUACUUCCAUUCCAAAUACCAGUGUGUGAGACGUCAACAGAGAAAGGACAGUUUGAGGAAGGAUAUAUCCGAUCACAGGUUUUCAGCCAGCAUCUUGAGUUUGGUCUGGAAGCAGGGUAUGAUGAGCAUAGGAAAGGUGCUGUGACAGUAGCAGAGAGAGAGUGCCUGAUGAAACUGUUUGCUCUUGCUUGCAAAACAGAUCGUGAGUUCCGAGCAGUUGAAAUCUGCAAGAUGAUGCCGGAUCCUCAUACGGUGCAGCUUGCCAUCAAGUACGCCAGCCGUCUGAAUCUGAUGAGUCUGGCCGAGAAGCUGAAUGAUGUUGUGAGGAUGAAGCAUGAGGAGGAGAUGGCUAGAGCAUUGGGAACACCGUACCAGGAUGAGGAUGAGAACUAUAGACCGGGGGUGGAAACUGGUUACAGCCACCCAACGCCUGAGUGGAGCAGGCCUGAACGACAGCAGUCCCAGGAGUUGUUCAGCCAAGAGGAGGCCAUGGAAGCUGAGGAAGAAGACACAAGUAUAUCACGGCCAACGAUACUGUUAAAAACAAAGAAAGAUCGUCUAGAGGAGGAAGAGAUUGAAGAAGGACCUAAAUCACUGUUAUCACAGUCACAGGGUAGGAAAAAUCCAUUCAAGGUUGGCAAAAAAGAAGUCACCCCUGUGUCAUCAAGGGGUACCAGUGUAUUUGACAGUCUUACCAAAUCAAAGAAGACGGGGCCUAAAACAGCAUUUGGCCGGUGUCCUGAGCUCGCACCAGCUAAGAUGAAGAAGCCAACUAAUGUGAAGAAGAUCUCCCAACAAGCCAAACUAUUUUCGCCCAAGGAAAACACUGCCCCUGAACCUGAGUCUCCAGUUGAGAUUACUUCAAAUGGGACCACUGCAGAGAACAAGACAGUGUCUGCUUUCCAGUUGUGGUAUGACAGCAGCCGGAGUGAGUUGGAGGAGGAGCACCCUGAUGUAUCAGAGGAAGACCUAGCCAAGCUGGCUGCACAGGCCUUUAGACAAGUUCCAAAGGAGGAGAGAAAGGAAUGGAUGGAGAAAGCCAAAACAAUGAAUGCGAGUGGCGAGGAGGGAGAUUGCAAGAAGAGGAAACGUGAUGAAGAUCAGGAGAAUGUGAAUAAUAAUACUGAGGAUGGUGCUAUAGAGGAAAAACAAGACAUUGUGCAAGCGAAAAAGAAACCAGCUAUGUCUGGCAAGAGCAAAUUAGCUGGCUUUGCAUUCAGCAAGUAGAGCUACAUGUAUUAUGUGAUGAUCUCAAAGCACUGUGCUUCCAGAGACCUUGUACAGUUUCUCAAUUCACUGCAAUUACUGUAAAAUUUGGCCAUGAGCAGUUAUGUCUUUCUGUAUGGUGGCACCACUUAGUGUCGACUCCUGGCUGAGUUUACAGUACAGUACAUGCCCCUCCCACCAAGGACCUUUUGGGAAUAUCGGCCUUCCAUACAUGUACAUGUAAAUGAACUUCUGUGUCAGGAUUGUCAAUUUGGAAGCCAACAGUCCAUCAGUGAGGUCAUGUGUAUAGACACUGGUAAAUUAAUGUGCUUUCAAUACACCUUGUUUGAUUGUUAACUGCACAAUAUUGUAUGAUAUGUACAGUAUACACCGACCAUGAAUGAAUAAAGUUAUAUUUCUA